This is a messenger RNA of Helobdella robusta, 282 nucleotides long. RefSeq lists its product as hypothetical. NCBI's taxonomy places the organism in Eukaryota, Metazoa, Annelida, Clitellata, Rhynchobdellida, Glossiphoniidae. The transcript is spliced from 2 exons. The annotation marks the transcript as partial. Gene Ontology annotation, biological process: regulation of transcription by RNA polymerase II. Gene Ontology annotation, molecular function: RNA polymerase II cis-regulatory region sequence-specific DNA binding; DNA-binding transcription factor activity, RNA polymerase II-specific. The record is from RefSeq and is a predicted model, not a curated record.
GUGGGCUUGGGUAGAGCGCACUUUGAAAAACAGCCCCCUAGCAACCUACGGAAGAGCAAUUUCUUUCAUUUCGUUCUGGCCUUGUAUGAUCGGCACGGUCAGCCCGUAGAAAUUGAAAGAACCGCAUUCAUUGAUUUCAUCGAGAAAGAAAGAGAGAACGAAGGCCAAAAGACCAACAAUGGAAUCCACUACCGACUCCAGUUGAUGUUCAGCAAUGGUACAAGACAGGAGCAAGACCUCUUCGUUAGACUCAUAGACUCCUCCACUAAACAGGUCUGUGUU